Hyposmocoma kahamanoa is the source of this 809-nucleotide messenger RNA. RefSeq names its product ADP-ribosylation factor-related protein 1 (gene Arfrp1). NCBI's taxonomy places the organism in Eukaryota, Metazoa, Arthropoda, Insecta, Lepidoptera, Cosmopterigidae. The coding region runs from base 33 to 644 and encodes 203 amino acids. The transcript is spliced from 5 exons. Gene Ontology annotation, biological process: intracellular protein transport; protein localization to organelle; Golgi to plasma membrane protein transport. The record is from RefSeq and is a predicted model, not a curated record. Gene Ontology annotation, molecular function: GTPase activity; GTP binding. Gene Ontology annotation, cellular component: Golgi apparatus.
CACAAUUAAAGUUUAAAAAACAAUGUAUUAAAAUGUACACUCUAUUACAUGGCUUUUAUAAAUAUCUAGUUCAAAAAGACGAGUAUUGUGUUUUAAUUUUGGGGCUAGAUAAUGCUGGGAAGACGACAUAUUUGGAGGCUACAAAAACAAAGUUCACAAAGAAAUAUAAGGCUAUGAACCCUAGUAGGAUCACGACUACAGUUGGAUUGAACAUAGGAAAAAUAGAUGUCGACGGCGUUCGGUUAAACUUCUGGGACCUUGGUGGGCAACAGGAGCUACAAUCUCUCUGGGACAAAUACUAUGCAGAAUGCCAUGCUGUGAUAUACAUAGUUGAUUCUUCAGAUAGAGAAAGAAUAUCAGAAUCAAAAGAAACAUUUGACAGGAUGAUAGCAUCAGAACACCUGUCCGGUGUACCUUUGUUGGUGCUAGCAAACAAACAAGACAUUCCUGACUGUAUGGGAGUUCACACAGUGAAGCCUAUUUUUAACCAAAAUGCGCAUCUCAUUGGUGCAAGGGACAUCAUGCUUAUGGCGACUUCUGCACUUACUGGAGAUGGAGUGGAUGAAGGCAUCAGAUGGUUGGUGGACUGCAUAAAGAGAAACAACGUGGAGCGACCGCCGCGCAACCACGAAGACAACUUAUAAAGCGGCCCGAGACGCCGCCGCCGCCGUCGUCGAAGCGUCUAUCAUUCGCGGCUUAAACAGACGUGAAUAAUAAUGAGUAUUCCUAAUAAGAUAAUGAUGUGACUUGUGAUCGACCCAUUGUUUUGUACAUGCUAUAAUAUUGAUAUAAUAAAGAUUAUGAGAAUG